Molecule: messenger RNA, 3955 nt
Organism: Hyalella azteca
Lineage: Eukaryota; Metazoa; Arthropoda; Malacostraca; Amphipoda; Hyalellidae
Product: alpha-protein kinase 1
Exons: 2
Coding region: 141-2528 (795 amino acids)
Biological process (GO): regulation of transcription by RNA polymerase II
Molecular function (GO): RNA polymerase II cis-regulatory region sequence-specific DNA binding; DNA-binding transcription factor activity, RNA polymerase II-specific
Source: RefSeq, a predicted model, not a curated record
UGCUGUGUGCAUGUCCCAGCAAGUGCUCCUGCUCACACUGUGUUGUCACACCUGCAAUUCUUACUGAGUCAAUUGCUUGCGCCUUGGAGGACUUGCCUCAAACGUCCACAGCCGUCAAGGGUGAACUGCAGCCCUCCAUCAUGAUAAUGGACGGACUAGACUCCCUCGCGGCAGCGACUAUUGCCGAAAAUUCACUUACUUUUAAUAUUGUUAGUUUUGAGACGUUAAAAGGUGGGGACUUUCAGUUACCGUCCCCCCUUGCGGUGUCCAUCGAUGGUCCAAACCCCAGCGAGGACUGCCUCAACACGCCCGUGUCCACGGCCAUGCCGGCCUUCUUUGGCACCCUGCACGACUCCUUCCUUCCUCUCACAGCGACCCCCGACGCAGACGAGCUCCGCGUGUCCGCCUCUUCACCGCUACCAUCGAAACCGCUCAUCAACUUCAACAACUUCAGCUUCGACAGAAUCUGCGACUCUCCGGCCAGCCUCGACUCUCACUCCUCGUUCGGCGCCAACGACCGCCUCGACAAGAGCGUCAGCAGCGACGCUACUUUCAUCGACAUCACCGACCACCACGACGACGACGUCGUCAAGCUAGAGCUGCUCGACGCCCCUGCCUCGCCCAUCCUCUCGCCCUGCAACGCCUCUCACGUAUCGUCCCCGUACGCGUCAUCCCCUGCUCACUUGUCACCUGAGCGCGGGUCGCCCGACCAGCACACGCCUUACUUGAGUCCUGAGCAACUUGUGUCUCUCUCGCCAGGACACGAAACUUCUCUUGACAGCUCGGUCCAAGUCAUGUACCCUCACCAUCAACAGCAGCAGCAGCAACAACAACAACAGCAGCAACAGCAGCAGCAGCAACAACAGCAACAACAACACCAGCUUCAGCACCAUCAACAACAACAACAACAACACCUUUCUCAACACCAACACCCACAACUCCAGCAGCAGCGGCAGCCGCAACAACUACAAGAUGCCAGUCAACUUUUGCUGUCACACGUUCCUCAGCAACAACAACAAAUUCAGCAACAUCAUGUUUUACAAUUGCAGCAGCAAGAACAUCAGCAGCAACAGUUGCAUCAGCAACAACUACACCAACAUCAAAUUCAAAUUGUGCAAACAGGGCCGCAGUCAUCUCAGGUCCAACAACAGCAUCAGGUUCAAAUUCAACAGAUUUCCACUGAGAAGUUGCAGUACAGAGGAAGUUUUACGGCAACUUCACCCAAUGUUUCAAUUCCCCAGGUGACGACACCUUCACCCACGACUCUUAGUGCGUGGCUCUUCCCUACCUCAUCCACCGAUAAGAGUGGGUCUUUAACCCCAUUCUUAGGCCUCCUUCAAACCCCUCCCAUCACCCAACCUAGUAGCUCGCCUCUAUUACCAGAACACAUCCCCCCAUUCUCUUCAGGGGCAUUUGAUGACAGGCUGCCAGCCAUUUCCAUAAAUCCUAAUGAUUUAUUAGUUCCAUUUGAAACUUCACAGUCACCAAUUUUAACUUUGAAACAGCCACCAACUUAUUCCUCAUCAACACAAACUAAUGUAGCAUCUUCUUCCUCGUCAAUGACAACUGCAUCUCUUCUUCCAAAUAUUCUCAUCCCGCAAACUCAGCAACAACUAUCUCAACAUCAGCCACAACAGCAUUCACAACAAUCGCUGUCUGUACACCCUUCUCAGCUCCAACAAGCUCAGGAGCAGCUCCACAUUCCUCAAUCGCAAUCUCAAGAACAUGUCAUUCCACAUGAACAAUUAAACCAGAUUGGUUUGAUAUCUGAAGACUUCGGUCGGAUAGGCGGCACUCAACAAGUGGCGGCAAAAUUCCAGUACGAAGUGGGCGUAGGGCGAAGUGGAUUCUCUGCUCAAGUUACGUACGGCGUCACAGCCACCAGCGGUCCCAUGGUCGAGCCUGUUGCUGGUCCUUCAGGAAGUUCGUCAGUUGUUCCCAAAUUAGAGCCCAAUAUUUACACUGAUUCCGCAGCUAAUUUAGCCGAGUACAACCAAUCAACCAGUAAAGGUCAUGAAAUUCUAUCGCAGGUCUACCAGCAAAGUCCGGUACCCCUCAAGUUAUUACCUGUAAAAGCGCGAAAAUAUCCCAACCGACCAAGUAAAACUCCUGUUCAUGAGAGACCGUACGCGUGUCCUGUUGAUACUUGCGAUAGACGAUUUUCCAGAUCUGACGAACUCACACGUCACAUUCGAAUUCACACCGGACAAAAGCCUUUCCAAUGUCGCAUUUGCAUGAGAUCAUUCUCAAGAUCUGAUCAUUUAACAACACACAUCCGAACACACACAGGGGAAAAGCCAUUCUCUUGCGACGUUUGUUGUCGAAAGUUUGCUCGAUCUGACGAGAAGAAGAGACACGCUAAAGUUCACUUGAAGCAAAAGUUGAAAAGAGCUAGCAGCAGUUCAGGCAGCACGCCAGGACCGAGUUCCGGCGUUGCGGAGGGGGUUCCUCCUACUUCAGGCAACGCUAGCAUGGAAGCGACACUGCCUAGCCAGCUUGAAGGCGACGCUGCUGACAGUUCAGGCUGAAUGCUGAAGCCAUCACUUCAGAAACCAAGCCUCACUUCGAUUAUGUGCCAUCAGGAGUUUGCCAUAAUUUAAGACAGUUGUAACAUAUACUAUUUUGAGCGAUGCUUGUACAGAAAAUUUGUUGGUGAUAAGUGGAGUCACGUACGCAUCGUGAGCAGCUUCUCGUCCUGACUAACUUUCUCUUAACUUCGUCUAAUGCUCUAACAUUGCUGGUAUCGAUGCUCUGAUACAACAGUUACCAAUACUUUGCGAGCAAUUUAUUUUUAUAAACUGCCCAAACCAAUGAUGCAUUUCUUUAAUGCUUUUUACAGAUUAGCCCAAAUGAUGCUAUUCAUUGCUCAGUGGUAGGUCAUCUUCUUAAGUUCUUUUUGGUGUUGAAUGUUAAGGCCAAUCUAUUGCUGUUGCCGGCAUUACAUGACCUGAUCUCGUCUUGUAUAGUCACUGUUUGGGCGUGACUGUAUAGGAUGCAGCCGUGAAGUGCAUCAUUGGCUUGCAAUCUUGUAAUUAAAUGUAAAGCCUGUUUUCAUGGUGAAACUUGAGCCUGCGCUCUUUAGGAAGAGUGGCAUAUCCAUGGUGACACAAUAAUUUCUUCGUUGUUUUACUUCUGUGUUCCACUGACUUAUUGUCAUGUUCGUGUGAUGUUGAGUGAACAACUCUUUAUAUGGCUGUGCUUUAAUCUUUAUGUGUAAGGCUUCAAGUAAUACUGUACGCUACGUGUGGCAGUUACUUUACUGGACGCGCAACUAUAUAUAAGAAUCUUCUAACAGAUUCUCAAUGUCAGACCACAAUGCUGUCUGUGCUUGCUCUCUCUGUUGAUCCACACGUAAAAUUGUUUACCGUUCAACGUUGUUUAGUUUGUAUAAUUUUACAUGAGAGAACAUUAGUAACAAAUGGAUCCUAUCGCAUUGUAGUUGUGAGUAGUGUUUUCGGAGUUUCUCUCAUAUUUUCAUGGUACAAAUUCAAAGGUCUUGGCGUAUGUAAUCAACUAUUGUAGGGAGAGGCCAAUAUUGCAUUGCUCUCCCCUUAACAAAGUUAAGUGUUUUCUGGUGUCGGUUCUGUCCGUAAUGUAAUGAGGUAUGUUGUAGUUGUAGUUAUGAAACUUAUGAUGUCGAGUUCAGGCACGAUGCGUGAUUGAAGUUUGCGCUCAACUUGGAUUAAUUUGCAAGUCUGCCUCACAUAGAACUGUUUUAAGUUAAAUAUUUUAUGAUUAGUGUGAAUAAGUAAGGAGUUCUUUAUGAAAGAAUGAACUAAAGGUUGUUGAGAUUGAAGUACUGAUUUUCAUAGUAAGGGUAAGAACUCAGCUGAGCUGGAUAUAAAUUUUCUAAUUCACGUAGUCGAACUAUGAUAUGUUUUCAAUGAAUAAAAUUAGAAUUUAUUUCCGUGAGAUUGGUUUAAAUUAUUGUCAGAAGUAUUAUUAUGAAAAAGAA